This is a messenger RNA of Papaver somniferum (opium poppy), 751 nucleotides long. Its product is annotated as universal stress protein A-like protein. The record is from RefSeq and is a predicted model, not a curated record. Bases 1 to 516 code for a protein of 171 amino acids. NCBI's taxonomy places the organism in Eukaryota, Viridiplantae, Streptophyta, Magnoliopsida, Ranunculales, Papaveraceae. The transcript is spliced from 5 exons.
AUGGCUGAUAUGGAUGUACAAGAACGUAAGAUAGUUGUUGCAAUUGAUGAAGGAGAAGAAAGUAUAUAUGCACUAACAUGGGCAAUCAAGAAUAAUGUUUUUGUAGUGUCACAAAAGUCUAAUGAUACCAUCCUUCUUCUCUAUGCAAAACCACAUAUGCAACUUAUUUCAACUCUAGAUGAACCAGAGUAUUUGUUUUCAUCUGAUGUUAUUAUAUCAAUGGAGAAAUAUAGUAAGGAUGUUUCUGAUUGUGUGAUUGAGAAAGCUAAAAGGGUUUGCAAAGAUCUUCAAAGUGUGAAAGUGGAGAUAAGGGUUGAGGAAGGUGAUCCUAGAGAUGUGAUCUGUGAUGUAGUUGAGAAGAUUGGUGCUGAUAUAUUAGUCAUGGGGACUCAUGGCUAUGGCAUGAUCAAGAGGGCCCUUCUUGGAAGCGUAAGUACUCAUUGUGCACAAAAUGUCAAGUGCCCUGUUUUAAUUGUGAAAAGACCGAAAUCAGAGGUUGGAAAUAAAUCAUCCUAGGCUGUUUAUUCUAAGUUUGCUGCUGGGGUUCUCAUGCACGAUGCAUCCCCUUUGCGUUGCACUACUGCAAAGGACUAUCGCACCCCUGGCCAAAAAAAAAGAAAAAAAAAAGAAGAAGAAGUUUGGCAAGUUUUUAGCUGUUCCUUGUUUGUAAUUGUGAGUGAGUGAUGAUGUAAAUGUGUGAUUGUUGUUAAAGUUGUUCUUCUAAUAAUAUUAGAAUGAGAGUAUAAUGUGG